This is a messenger RNA of Mytilus californianus (California mussel), 2529 nucleotides long. RefSeq lists its product as uncharacterized. The record is from RefSeq and is a predicted model, not a curated record. The coding region runs from base 102 to 836 and encodes 244 amino acids. Lineage: Eukaryota; Metazoa; Mollusca; Bivalvia; Mytilida; Mytilidae. The transcript has 4 exons.
UUUUUUUCUUCUUAUUAACUGAAACAACUAGUGACAUUCGAUAUUAUCCCAACAGGUUCUCCAUUCAUCCCGACCUCUUUUCCGUUCUCUUCAAAACAAAAAUGGCGUGGUUUCAAAUUGUAUCAGUUCUAUUCAUCUUUAUUACAACUACAAGUGGUCAAUGUCAGUAUGACACAGCUUCGGCCGUUUGCUUCUGCAACAAGGAAGUUUAUGUCAGGGAAGUGAUGAUUGUAGAAGUGAUGUCAGAAAAUUGUGAUUGUAUUAUCCAUCUGGUAGACUUCAAUGAGCCCCCUACUGUAGCAAACAUGUUUAACAGAGAGUGUAGCUGGACAUGCACAAAUGAGACAUGUGUACCUGACAACAUAUUAGAAGUGUUUGUGACAAGGAAGGAAAAAAACCCCACCAAACCUACAAGUGAAACAACAACAGACCACACAGAAGCAUGGCCCACCACUAGGGAUUCAAUGACCACAGAUCACAAAGAAGCAUGGCCUACCACAACAGUCAGGGUGACCACAAACAGUAAAGAACCACAUUCAGAACAGAAGAAAGACCUGGGAAAUUACUUAGAGAAAAUGGAUGUAUUCAUGACAGUAUUCUGGACAGUGUCGGGACUAUUUGUUGCCUACAUUUCACUGGUUGUAGGCAAGAUGAUAUACCAAAGUAGACAACAGAAACAGCCGUAUCUUCCCAUAACAAGAUCUCAACAGGAUUCGACAGUGACAACGCAAAUACCAACACUAGAUAUUACUCCAUCAUUUGAAAUACCCACCAUCAUUCCCAUUCCAGAAAUAUCCCCCCCCAAAGACCAACAGUACCUAGAAUUAGUUCAUUAAGAUCAAUUGAAGACAUCCCACCUAUUUUUACCCUACGUACAUACUCCUCCUCAUCAGACACUGAAAGCUUCAAUAGGGAAUCAUCUCCAGAACCAUCUGCACCUCUAAUGGAAGAUCCAACACCCCCCAUAGCAAGACGAACCAGAAGUCAUCGAAUAAAGACCCCCUUAACAGAAGAGACUUAUAUGUGAAAGAAAUUGUGCUGAAAUUAGUUUUAUUUUUUGAUAAUAUUUGGAUUAUUUUUUUAGAUUAAAUUUUUAUUCAAAAAUACUAAAUGCAAGAUUUAAAUUAAAACAAAAUUAAAUAGCUUUUGACCAUAGUUUAGUGAAAAGCAUUACGUUUUGGGGAAAACAAAUUUUAGAUUUCAUUCAUCUUUAACUUUUUCAAACCAGUGUGAAAAUAUUAGACUAUAAAUUUGUGAUAUGACAGGUGGAUAAAUAAAUAAUACAAACAAUGGUUUAAAGUAUUUGGUGACUUCAAAACAAUGUAAAUAGAUUUUCAAUUUUUAUAUGCAUGCACAGUAUUAGUGAAAUACUCAGGAUUGUUUUUAAGUUUUGUUGUUAAUUAUACAAUGCCAAGUCCCAUAUUUUAAGUGUCUCAUCAAUCAAUAUAGUCUUUGUAUAAAUUAUCUUUUGUAUAUUGAUAACUAAACUAUAUUUAAAAAAUUUCUGAGAUAACACAAAGAGAAAUUUAAAAGAUGUUUUUACCUCUUUUGUAUUAAGAAAAAUAAAAAAAGAUAUGUUGUACUCUUUUUUUUUUGUUACUGUUUGCAGUUAAAAUUGGUGCUAAGUAUGUUUCUAAAUUGUUUUUUUUUUAAAAUAGUGCUACAAAAGAAAGUGUUCUGUUUGAAAUAUCUGUUUGGUGAUUACACCAGUAUUUGGUCAAAUUAAAUUAAAACAUACUGGGUCAAACUAAAUUAAAACAAAGUAGUUUCUUUUUUUUUUUACAAGUGUGUAAAAAGUGUAAAUAGAUAUAUUAUGAUAUUUUUUUUUUGCUCAAAUACUCAGGAAUGUUGUGGUGUUCCAUUUUUAAAAUCUAACAGUUGGUAUGGUUUUGUUUUCAGAUACAUAAUGUCCCAAUGUUAUGAUUGUUGUUAUAUAUCAUGUGAUAUUGCUCAAAUUUUCUGAAAGCUGUUAAGUUUCUCAUUAAUAUACAUUGUUUUAUAUUGUUUGAGUUUUGUCUUGAAGAAUUUUAUUUUUGUUAAAGUAAGAUGCUUGAAGUAAUUUUGUCUUCCUUGUGUACACAUCAUUUAGUGAAACAGUGUUCAUAAGUUUAUAACUAUAUCAUUCCACUAUGUAUAUAAAAGGUUUUGAGCUGAUAUAUAUUUCUGUUUUCUUUGUUUUGUUUUUAUAUUAGUUUUUUAUUCUUACUGUUGAUAUGUAAUAUGAAGUGUUCACUAAACUGUCUCAUAUCUUUCUUUUUGUAAAAGAUUUUCCUUUUUGAUACUUUAUGUAACUUUUGAUGCUUUUAUGGCUUGUCUUAUUUAGAAGACUAUUGUUUUAUGGACCAAAGACAUUUUUCUAGUCCCAAGUUUUUAUUUUGAAAAUGGUGCUAAAAUAGUGUUCAAUUAAUGUUGUUCACUGUAUGAGAAGAAAAAAAAAGGUUGUUACUUAUAGGGUUUUUGUUACUUGGAAUGUUUUAUAUGAUGAAUGUAUAUUUUAUGAUUACUUUUUAUUAAAUAUGUUGUUUUUAA